Molecule: messenger RNA, 2446 nt
Organism: Vicugna pacos (alpaca)
Lineage: Eukaryota; Metazoa; Chordata; Mammalia; Artiodactyla; Camelidae
Source: RefSeq, a predicted model, not a curated record
GAAAAUACAACAUUGUAAAGUGAAAAAAAAAAGACAUGUUAAAGGGUCUUGUUAUCUCACAUCUUAUGGAAAUCCCUUUCCCUUUUUCCCCACACUUAACUUUCAGUAAAACAAUAAUUUCUCAAAAAAAAAAAAAGACAUAUGGUGAUGCCCUGAGAAGCAGUAUGUCUGCUGUAGAUUACACGCCCACUAAAACAUAGCUGUCACCAUCACUGCCAUCAUCAUCACUAUUACGAUCACCCCAGAGACAAGCCCGCACCAGUGACUGGGAUGAUGGAAGCUGACAUCUGUUCGGUGCUCACCACAACAUGCCAGGCUCCAUUCUAAGCCUCUGACAUAUAUUAAUGGUUUAAUCUACACAAGAACCCUAUGAGAUCGGUGCUACAAUUAUCCUUGUUUUACAGAUGAGAAAGCACACAUACAGAGGGUUUAAGUCACUUGCCACAAAUCGUGGAGUUAGUGAGUGACAGGGCCAGCCCUGAACCCCGGCUCCAGAGCCCACGCUCUCCAUCACUGCAUCGCACUUCCUGCCCUUACAAGGCAAACUGGAUGAGUGCCAUUCUAGAGGAGCAGAUAAAAUUCAAGUGGAGGAUCAGGGAGAAGAUGAUGAAGUCUGCUAGGGUCUGGUUAGGACAUCCCCUCUGAGGCUGCCGAGGAGCAAAGCAGGCAGACAGUCGUGGAAUUUGCUCCUCAUUUGUGUACUGGCCCAGCAGCGCUGCUAACGGAGCUAAAGGCAUCUUUUGUGCUGUUGCUCAACAGUGAGUGACGUCAUGGGCACUGCUAGGUUUUUAUCAGUUCUGCCAGAUAAUAGCUAACCAUACUUGUUGUGGAGGAGUCGGCAAGGUGCCGAGCAGCAGAGCACUCUCAAACCAGCAGUGGCCAUGACCAUGGACACCAGCCCAGACAGGUCCUCCUUCCCCGGCAAUCACUGGCUCUACUUCUCCGUGUACCUCUUCACCUUCCUCCUGGGGCUCCCCCUCAACCUGGUGGCCCUGGCGAUCUUCGUGAGCAAGCUCCGGCACCGCCCGGUGGCCGUGGACGUGCUCUUGCUGAACCUGACCCUCUCGGACCUGCUCCUGCUGCUCUUCCUGCCCUUCCGCAUGGUGGAGGCGGCCAGUGGCAUGCACUGGCCCCUGCCCUUCAUCUUCUGCCCCUUGUCCGGAUUCCUCUUCUUCACCACCAUCUAUCUCACGUCUCUCUUCCUGGCAGCUGUGAGCAUUGAACGCUUCCUGAGUGUGGCCCACCCUGUGUGGUACAAGACCCGGCCGAGGCCGAGGCAGGCUGGCCUGGUCAGCGGGGCCUGCUGGCUCCUGGCCGCCGCUCACUGCAGUGUGGUCUACGUCACCGAGUUCUCGGGGAACUCUUCCCACAGCUCAGGUAUCAACGGGACCUGCUACCUGGAAUUCCGGGAGGAUCAGCUGGCCCUUCUCCUGCCUGUCCGGCUGGAGAUGGCUGUGGUCCUUUUCGGGGUGCCCCUGCUCAUCACCAGCUAUUGCUACAGCCGCCUGGUGUGCAUCCUUGGCAGGGGAGCCAGCCAUCGCCGGCGGAAGAGGGUGGCGGGCCUCGUGGCAGCCACGCUGCUCAACUUCCUCGUCUGCUUUGGGCCCUACAAUGUGUCCCAUGUCAUUGGCUACAUCCAAGGCAAAAGCCCGGCGUGGAGAGGUUACGUGCUGCUUCUCAGCACCCUGAAUUCCUGCGUCGACCCCCUUGUCUACUACUUCUCAUCAUCUGGGUUCCAAGCUGACUUCAAGGGGCUGUUGGGGAGGUUGGCUGGGGCCUGGGGCUCUUGGAGGCAGCAAGGCUGUGUGAAACUGAAGAAGAAUGAAGGAGAGGGGCCGCCGCAGGAGCUGUCCAACAUAGAGACCAGGUAGUGGACUCCAGGAGGGCGCUGGAGCGGGCGGCCGGGUGGACUGGGCUGAAAGGCAGAUCAUUCCUGGGAGCAGUUCCUCACUCAAGUCAGGUGGGACCUUGGAGGGGCAGGCUGGGGACUGACGCAGUCUGGGGCAGAGGUGGCCCCCAGCUUUCCUCAGGAUGUGCUCACCGAAAUCCAGCUCUCCAUCUCACCACACUCCUCCCUUCCCAUCCCCCCACAUUCGGCCCUGGGAAGUAGUCAAGGUGAAAGAGGGCUCUGGAGGAAACUGAGCUCUCCGGGGCAGCAGGCCAGCUCCUGCACUUUUCUGAAGGUAAAGGAGGAGGUGAGAACAGUGUCCAGGGUCCAGAGGAGCUGCCCAGUGACCUGGGACAGGAGAGAGGCAGAAUCUACCCCCACAGAACUAGUGACCCAGCAGAUCAGGAGUGGGGACAUGGGCUGUAGGCACAAAAGAGCAUCCUGCUCUCACGUGGGCCUGUCCAGAAAAUUCCCACUGUUCAGUAAAUUCAGAUUUUCAAGGACAUUUAUGAAAAACGAUAGAAGAAAAAUCACCUAAAUAAAUUUGGCAGCAUGCAA